AUGUCAGCUUUUGAAUAUUCAGAAUUGACUGAGGACAGUUCAAAUAUCAGUGAUUUAAACCAAUUCAAAACUAAAAAAAUUAAAUCCGGAAAAGUUGUAUCAUAUAAAGAAAAACUUAAUUCUAUUGUAAAAUCAAAAAAAUAUAAUAAUUUAACAACAGAAUUUAGUGACAGUAUCAUAAUAAGAGAAGCAGAAAAAAAUUAUACUAUAAAAUGUCCAUCACCAGCUGGUCAAGACUAUUGGGUGGUUCAGCAUUUCAAAACUGAAAAAAUUGCUAAUCUUCCGUCUCAGGAAAGGUGGAAACAUGCUGAAUGUAUAAUCAAAAUGAAUCUGUCAGACCAGAAAAGCAACGACAUAAAUAUUAACAACCAACUGCAAAAAACAAUCGAAAUAAUUUUGGAUCGGUUUAUGGCUGACCCGAAAAAGAAAAUGAUGACAAUUAAAAAUUUAAAUUGAAUUUUAAUUAUAUAUUGA
Molecule: messenger RNA, 474 nt
Organism: Sipha flava (yellow sugarcane aphid)
Lineage: Eukaryota; Metazoa; Arthropoda; Insecta; Hemiptera; Aphididae
Exons: 5
Coding region: 1-456 (151 amino acids)
Source: RefSeq, a predicted model, not a curated record